ACAAAAAAGAAAAACACUCGAAGUGAAUUCGGUUUCGCGUCGAGCGAGUAUUGCCGAAACGCCGUACUUAAUUACUUGUUUUGUAGUUCAGUUUAUUGUGAUAAGUAUUGUACGUGUUUAGAAAGUUAAGACUUUAAAGUUCAUAGAACAUUGUAUUCAUACGUUGAGUUUAUUGUAGGAAAAUCUUAGACCGCUGUAAACCAUGGGAGUGUGGAGCCGAUUUAUGUCGAAAAAGUUAUUCACGGGCACCGUAAUCGGUGUGGUAGGUGGUGCAUCCGGUUACUGGUUUGCGUCGAACGCGUUCGAACGCCAGACGGUGGAAAACUCGUUCACAACCAACUAUGAACCGUCCCCGUGUGCCCGAUGGGACUGGAACUGGGACCAUCGUGACCCGAAGAGCCUUGUAAAGCCACUGAGAAAGGUAGACGAUCCGGAAUCGCAGAACGAUUACAACAAAGCGGUGGAGAUGAAGAAGGGCCGCGCCAUACGCCAUCUGAUCCUGGUGCGCCACGGCCAGUACAACAUGGACGGGCUGACCGAUGCGCAGCGUACGCUAACCGAGCUGGGUCGCCGGCAGGCCGCACUGAGCGGUGAGCGGUUGAAGCAGCUUGCCCUGCCGUACGAUGAAAUUGUCCGUUCGACGAUGACCCGGGCACAGGAGACGGCAGAAAUCAUUGGCAAAUCGCUGUCGCAUCUAAAGCUGAUCAAUUGUCCACUGCUCGAGGAGGGCUCCCCCAUUCCACCGGAACCACCCGUUGGCCACUGGCGUCCGGAAGCAUCGCAGUUCUUCCAGGACGGUGCUCGGAUUGAGGGUGCGUUCCGGAAGUAUUUCUACCGUGCCGAUCCAUCCCAAAAGUCAGACUCGUACACCAUCAUCGUGUGCCAUGCCAACGUGAUACGGUAUUUCGUGUGCCGGGCACUGCAAUAUCCGGCCGAAGGGUGGCUCCGCAUUUCCCUUGGCCACGCUUCCUUGUCCUGGGUGUCGAUCUAUCCCGAUGGGCGGGUGUCGCUCCGCACGCUGGGCGACUGCGGUCACAUGCCGAAGGAAUGUCUUACGCGAUAAAGGAUGCACCAGCAGGCAAGUAUUUUUUAAAGUGUUCAUGGUGGCAGCCGGACAACCGUGGUAAUCUCCGAAAGAUAUCGUGAUGUCUAGAAAUAAGAAUUAACACUGAAAUGAA
Messenger RNA from Anopheles gambiae (African malaria mosquito), 1178 nucleotides. RefSeq names its product serine/threonine-protein phosphatase Pgam5, mitochondrial (gene Pgam5). The record is from RefSeq and is a predicted model, not a curated record. Bases 203 to 1063 code for a protein of 286 amino acids. The transcript has 4 exons. Gene Ontology annotation, cellular component: mitochondrion. Gene Ontology annotation, biological process: positive regulation of mitochondrial fission. NCBI's taxonomy places the organism in Eukaryota, Metazoa, Arthropoda, Insecta, Diptera, Culicidae.